Messenger RNA from Drosophila pseudoobscura, 817 nucleotides. Its product is annotated as gametocyte-specific factor 1 homolog. Bases 106 to 576 code for a protein of 156 amino acids. The transcript has 2 exons. NCBI's taxonomy places the organism in Eukaryota, Metazoa, Arthropoda, Insecta, Diptera, Drosophilidae. The record is from RefSeq and is a predicted model, not a curated record.
CUUUGGUCUAUUCCUGAGGGUCGGACCGUGUUCAUUGGCUCCAAAACUUCAAUUUUUUUGGCUGAGCAAGCGUCCAACGGCCCGUCGUAUCAACUUCUCUUGAAAAUGUCGCAAAAUUUGUCCCUGAAAGUGGCACCGUCCAACAAAGAUGAUUACCUAGAAUGUCCGUUUGAUGAACGGCAUCUCAUCAUGCGCAGUCGGAUGACCGUACACUUGGUCCGCUGCGCGCCUAAUCAUCACGGGUCCAGGAAGGUGCGUUGUCCGUUCAACAAUACCCAUAUUGACACCAUAAGCAAAAUGAAGAUUCACGUUGGCACUUGCCCAGAACGCGCUGGAUUCGAGAAAUUUGUGCAUCAGAAUGAAAUAGAAGAACCUGACGAGCUGCCUUACGAAAAAAGGGAGGAAAUCGAGUGCAGUGAGGACUGGGACAAAGAGCCGGAUGUGGGCACGUACAAUCCCAAGCUCUAUUGCGACAAAAAAUUUCUGAUUCUCAAUCCCCAGGGCAAUCCGCCAGCAGUCAAACGUCAAAUUCGUGAAUCGGAACGUAAGCGUUUCCAGCAGCACCAAAAAUUCUGAAUGACUAAGCGGCGGCCAUUUUAUCCAAUCUCAGGGAGAACAAUUUUCUUCAUAAUACAAAAACCUUAUAAUAAGUAUCAGCACAAGUUUUCAAAUUUGUGGCCUGAACACUGUUCACUUUAUUGUGUACCACUUAAUCAUUAAUUUUCCAUAAUUAAAUACAUUAUUAUGUAGCUAAAAUGUUAAAAAAGAAGAAAUAGCAUUAUUGGAUAAUAAAAUCACGGACAUGCAUACUAGUACA